CCCCGAGUCAUUGAAGGCUUAGUACUUCGGCGUACUACUUCUUCGUACCGAAAUCAUGGGCGAAGUCGAUAAUAUCUCGACCUUUAGUGCCGACGGCGGUCAGGAUACCGUGGGCCUGCCGCGAAUUGUUAUGGUCACCGAGGGCGAAGACACCUCAGCUUCGUCGGCCUCGUCCACUAGUUCUUCCGAAGAUAAUUGGGCAGACCUCAUCAAAUCUACUGAAAUACCUCCAGAAUACUGGCAUAUACAAAAACUCGUAAAGUAUAUGAAAGCUGGUAAUCAAACAGCAACGAUGGUAGCUCUAUCGUGUUUGAAAGAUCACGAUCUUACUAUAGAGGUAAAUCAAAGAGCUAUUCAAGAAAUUGGUGGACUGGAACUGCUGGUCAAUUUGCUAGAAACCAGAGACUUGUGCUGUAUUCUAGGAGCAUUAGCUGUACUGAAGGACAUAACAGCGAAUAUCGAGAUAAGAAAAAAAGUAACAGAUCUUGGAGCCAUCCCACUUAUGGUCGGUUUACUAUCUGAUCCUGCUCGAGAUGUGCAAAUUCUUGCAGCGGAAACUAUAGCCAAUUUAGGGAGGAUCCGAAAAAGCAGGAAAUUUUGUAGAAAAUUUGGUGGUAUACCAAAACUUAUCGAUUUACUCGAUGUGAAAGAAAAAUAUCUAGUAACGGAGCGAGCAGAAUUGAGUCUUGACGAACAGCGAUAUUUAGAUAUUGCUCGGGCUGGGGCAAAGGCUCUCUGGUCGAUGUCUGCAUCCCAAAGAAAUCGUGAGAACAUGAGGAAAUAUGGCAUGGUUCCUUUGAUAGCCAGGACCUUAAAAACUAUUCAUCUAGAUGUGGCUAUCCCAGCUAUAGGAUUACUACAAAUGUGUGCGAACGAAACUUCUUUUCAAUUAGCAAUCCAAACUGAGAAGAUGGUGGACGAUUUGAUAAAGCAUUUGGCCAACGAAGACAAAGAUUUAAAGACGUAUUGCAGUCUUGCGAUUUAUAAAUGUGCCAGUGAUUCCGUGACCAGAAGCAUGAUCAGUUCUGCUGGAGGCCUAGAAAUAUUGGUGGAGGCUGCUCAGGAUUUCACUAACAGAUCGAACAAACCUCUUAUGGCAGCUGUAACUGGAGCAUUGUGGAAAUGUGCUGAUAGCGACGCCAGCAUUAAAAAACUUGAUAUUCUUGGAGCUGUUCCUAUAUUGGUAAAACUCUUGGAUGAUGAAAACGAUGGAGUGCUAACAAACGUAGCUGGAGCACUCGCAGAAUGUGCCAAAUAUCCUCCUAACCGUGACAAAAUCCGGGCUGCUGGUGGUAUCCCGAUGCUUAUUCAACAUCUUAAUAACACCCAUAAGCCAUUAUUAGAGAAUGUUCCACUAGUUCUGAUGGAAUGUGCUAAAGAGGAACGAUGCAUGAGUCAGAUAGAUGAGCUGGACGGUGUCAGACUGAUUUGGUCGUUGCUUAAAAAUGACUCUAAAAAAGUACAAACGAACGCUGCUUUAGCGUUGAGCCCUUGUGUCCAGAAUGCAACCGAUUCUGGAGAAAUGGUGAGGUCAUUCGUUGGUGCUUUGGAGUUGACAGUUGAUCUUUUGGACUCAGAGGAUCACAAUGUCCUAGCUGCAAUUUGUGCAGCCAUAGCGACUAUUGCUAGAGAUCACGAGAAUUUGGCAGUCAUAUCGGACCAUGGCGUCGUGGCGAAACUAGCUAAACUUGUGAGCACCACAGACGACCAUCUGAGGGCGAAUUUGGGUGUUGCUAUUGCGUAUUGCUGCGAUUGGGCCCAGAACCGUCAAGAGUUCGGCAAAAGAGGGGCCAUCACGCCUCUGGUGAACUACAUGACGUCACGAGACCCUAAUGUCCACCGAGCUACGGCCUUGGCCCUCUACCAUUUAUCAUUUUACUCCAUUAAUUGCGUGACCAUGCAUGCCGCUGGUGUUGUUCAGUUUCUCCUGGAGACAAUAGGUUCAAAGGAUCCAGUGCUGCAGGAGGCGUCAGCCGGGUGCCUCUGCAACAUUCGCAAGCUGGCACUCGCGACUGAGAAGAUCAAGUUGAAACAAUGAAUUUUAGUUUAAAUACAUUAUUAUAAUUUACAGUAUUGUUUUAUUGCAUACAUAAUUCGUCUAUUGUUUGAUUCAUA
Messenger RNA from Hyposmocoma kahamanoa, 2115 nucleotides. It is a transcript of the gene gudu, whose product is annotated as armadillo repeat-containing protein gudu. The transcript has 7 exons. The record is from RefSeq and is a predicted model, not a curated record. Gene Ontology annotation, molecular function: protein binding. The coding region runs from base 56 to 2038 and encodes 660 amino acids. NCBI's taxonomy places the organism in Eukaryota, Metazoa, Arthropoda, Insecta, Lepidoptera, Cosmopterigidae.